UAAGCAUUUAUCUCAAAAUGGCGACUCACGUGUUACGAAGAUCAAUCAAUCUUCUUCAUAGAGUUUCAUCGCUUCGUCUUCAGACAGCACGACAUAUUUCCGUGAUUGCAAAUCGCUAUGCACUCAAUAGCUACGACAGUAAAUUAAAUUUGACUGAAAAAGUGCAAGUCUUUUCUUUGCCUGCAUGGCGAGCAAGCACUUGCAGAUUAUACAGUGAAGGGCCAUCUUUAACUUCAGCUGAAUUAGAGGAAAGAACCUUGGAAGUCAUUAAAUCAUUUGAUAAAGUUGAUCCAGAUAAGGUUACACUUGAUGCACAUUUCAUUAAUGACAUGGGUCUUGACAGCUUGGAUGUUGUUGAUAUUCUCAUGGCAUUUGAAGAUGAAUUUGGUGUUGAGAUUUCUGAUGAACAAGCAGAGAAGAUUUUCACCCCUAAAGAAGCAAUUGCGUUCAUGAAAACUUUUCUUGAUAUACAUGAUGAUCAUUGAUUGAAUAGUAUAGAUAUUAAAUGUAAAGUUGUUGAAAUCCUUACAUGGAAUCUAGUAUGGUUUAUAUCAAAUGUCAUUGUGAAGUUUGUAAGAAAACAGAAAAAAAAUAAUUAUUUUGUGCUAUCACUCCA
Molecule: messenger RNA, 616 nt
Organism: Xenia sp. Carnegie-2017
Lineage: Eukaryota; Metazoa; Cnidaria; Anthozoa; Malacalcyonacea; Xeniidae
Product: acyl carrier protein-like
Exons: 3
Coding region: 18-485 (155 amino acids)
Biological process (GO): fatty acid biosynthetic process
Cellular component (GO): mitochondrion
Molecular function (GO): acyl carrier activity; acyl binding
Source: RefSeq, a predicted model, not a curated record